UAUGUAUAUUUGGGGCUAGGGGAAAUAAUGAUGCGAUUUUCCACUUUCGGCAUAAAUACACAUUUUUAUUAAGAAAUGAAAAUAAUAAAUCAACCGCAAGUUCGAACAUAUUUAUUUAUUAUUUACUUUACAUAAAUUUCACAUUUUGGUAGCGGUAUAUUUUUUAUACCCUGAACAGGGUAUAUUAAGUUUGUCACGAAGUAUAUAUAUAAAUGAUCAGUAUGUCGAGCUGAGUCGAUUUAGCCAUGUCCGUCUAUCUGUCUGUCCGUCUAUCUGCCUGUCCGUCUAUCUGUAUAUAUACGGACUAGUCUCUCAGUUUUAAAGAUAUCAUUUUGAAAUUUUGUAAACGUCAUUUUCUCUUCAAGGAGCUGCUCAUUUGUCGGAACGGCCGAUAGCGGACCACUAUAACAUAUAGCUGUCAUACAAACCGAACGAUCGGAAUCAAAGGCUUGUAUGGAAAACUUUCGCAUUUGAUGUGGUAUCUUCACGAAAUUUGACAUGGAUUACUGCUUAAAGUAAUAACAUAAUCUCCGAAAAAAUUGUUCAGAUCGGAUUACUAUAGCAUAUAGCUUCCAUACAAACUGGACACAUAUUUACUAAAAGAAAUACAGCUGUGAAGGGUAUAUUAGCUUCGGUGCAGCCGAAGUUAACGUUUGUUCUUAUUUUAUCAAACAUUUGAAUGUUGUUAGUAGUAGUCACUCUAAUACUUGCAAUCCAUUACCACAUCACACUUGUAUUUUUUUAGGAUUUACUUACGUCUCCAUGAAAGUCUUCUCGGAAAAGGUCAAUAAAGGCACAAAAAUAUUCGCUGCCGGCUGUACCUCAGCUAUAGUAUUUCAAUUCUUUAUGCCAAUUAUCUACAGAAACCGAACGCUGCCGCUGGUCUGCUGGUAUCCUGUGGACUAUAAGACACCGUUUGUUUAUGAAAUCGCCUACUUUUUUCAAACCAUAGCGCUAGUACAGUUCUCGACUUUAUUUAUGGUUGGCAGCGCCUACUUCUUGUCACUUUGUUACUUACUCUCCGGACAAUUCGAUAUUCUCUACUGCAGUUUGAAGAAUAUAGUGGCAACGACCUACAUUUAUAUGGGUGCAAGCAAAAGUGAAUUAAUAGAAUUACGAGAUAAAGAACGGAUGCCAAAUGAGGAGAUCAAUGAGUAUUAUGUUACGGACGAAUUACCUUUCGAUUUGGACUGCUUACCUCAUGUACUUAAUCCAGCUGAAACAUCAAGACCUCGUAGCUUUCGAGAAGCCUUUAACUACGCUCUAAGGCCAUGUGUCGAGCAUCACAUUUUCAUACUGGAUGUUUUGCGUAAAUUGCAGAGAUUAUUUAAUUUUAUUUGGUUGGUGAAGACGUUUGUAGUCACGUUCUUCUUUUGUAUUUCCGCUUUUAAUAUAGUCAAGUUAUCGGAGGGCAAAACUUUUCUGAAAUUAUUUUCGAUAGGUCAUUACUUGUUUUUGGGGCUGAGUGAACUAUUUAUGACUUGCUAUGCCAGCGAGAUAAUCUAUAUAGGAAGUCAACGCUGCGGUGAGGCUCUAUUACGUAGUCCUUGGCACUUGCAUCUUAGGGAGAUACGCGCCGAUUAUCUCUUAUUUUUGACGACUACUCAACACGCUUUCGAAUUCACGGCUGGUAAAAUUUAUCCGUUACGAUUGGAAAAGUUUCGUGCGAUUAUCACAACAUCGUUUUCAGUCUUCACUUUACUACGGAACAUGGAUAAGGGUGAAUGAAAGCUUUAUCUUAAUAAGGCUAACGAAAGAAUUACAAGCUCUACUAUAUUUGAUCUAAAAAUUCCUUAUAUAAAUGUCUAUUAAACACCGUAGUCAGAAUUUCGUAUUUAGAAGUACUCAAUAAAGUAUCGAACAGUUUUACUCUCAUCACACGAAAUAUUAAAUCAUUCGAUUAUUCGAUUUUGCUUAACAUUUCUUAAUUUUUAGUGACACCGUGAACACACCACAAAGUU
This is a messenger RNA of Bactrocera dorsalis (oriental fruit fly), 1961 nucleotides long. RefSeq names its product odorant receptor 83a. The transcript is spliced from 5 exons. NCBI's taxonomy places the organism in Eukaryota, Metazoa, Arthropoda, Insecta, Diptera, Tephritidae. Gene Ontology annotation, biological process: detection of chemical stimulus involved in sensory perception of smell; sensory perception of smell. The coding region runs from base 763 to 1728 and encodes 321 amino acids. The record is from RefSeq and is a predicted model, not a curated record. Gene Ontology annotation, cellular component: plasma membrane. Gene Ontology annotation, molecular function: odorant binding; olfactory receptor activity.